AUGAAACUUCGGGUCGUGUUCGGGUUCAUAUGUAUGAUACGAUUGUCGGGUUCGGUUCUGGUUCGUGUACAAUUUUCGGGUUCGGGUCAGAAAAGUGUAGUUGACGACCCAUUUAUUCUUGCAUCCCAAGCACACCAAGUGUACUAUACACCAUAUCCUUCAAAAGAAAAAGGAUUAAAAGACUGGUGGGCUGUUGUCAAGACGACACCAAGGGGAGUUUAUGAACUAGCUGAAGAUGACAUUGUAGUUGGUGAUAGUGAUAAUGAAGACGUGGAGCAUUUCCUACAAGAGAAUGAAAGGAUAAUAUGUUCAGCUAAUAAUGAGGAUUUGCUCCCAAUUAUUCAUGAAGAAACAAAUGUAAUAGAUGAAGUUGAUGAUAUAUCAUGGCAUGUAGUUCCGCACGAGGUGGUAGGGGUACAGGUCAAGGUAGUGGUCAAGGUAGUGGUACCGUUUAUACAUUCGGAUGCAUAUGAGACAUUGUCUCAACACGAGAGUAGUGAUGAUGAGGAGCCAACUGUUGGCCGACGGGGACCGGUUGCCCCUACGCCUUUACCUGAACCAAGAAAUCGUGAACAAAUUUGUGUUAUCUAUGGACAGUUUAGUAAUCAAGGUAAAGCUACCCGGACUAUGGGAGAAACUUUGGAGGCUAUGUGGUCCCAUCCUUGGAAAAGUUGGAAAGAUGUCUCUAAAGAAGAUGAAGAUAGGAUGUUUGAGCGUUUCAAGUUAUACUAUCAAUGGGAAAAUGAGUUGGAUGAACAAGUCCGAUCUUGCUGGUUGAAGUUUAUGAAGAGAAAAAUCAAGGAUGUAUUAAGUAGGGCUCGCGAGAGUGCCAAGGCCGCUGCAAGCAAUGCAGGUGUAGUAGUUGGAGACGAUUUAUCUGUUAUUAUUCCGUACAAGCCAAUAUGGAUGGGGGCUCAAAUUUGGAAAACCCUAUUUCAAUAUUGGAAUACAAAAGAAUGGAAAGAUAAGUCUACUCAGAACAAAAGUAAUAGAGGGAAAUCAACUGGGGGCAAACAUACUCUCGGCUCACAAACCUAUGCCACGCUUAAACAAAAAAUGGAUAAGGAACUUGGGCGGGCAGCUACUGUAGAUGAAGUUUGGAUGCAAUCACAUGGGAAGAAAGGGACAAGACCUUUGGAUAUAUUGUUGAGUCGUAGAGGAGGUGAGGAUUCACAAACGGCCGACGGUUUGGAUGAGAUCGAUCUAUCAAGCACUGUUAAAUGGGUUGACACCAGGGCAGAGAAUUCUCUUAAAUCAUAUAAGAAAUAUGUUAAGGAUAAAUAUGGAGAUGAUGCUAGCAAACGACCGUUAUUCGAUGAAGAUUCAUGGAUACAAGCUGGUGGGGGGAAGAAAAAAGGCAGAAUAUAUGGUUUUAACGACAUCAAUGAUCCGCAUCUUUUAAUGACUGGUACACCGUCAACACCGGGUACUACUUCAAGAAAUGAAGAGGUACAACGAUUGAAUGAAGAAAUAAGGCAACUACGACAAGAGAAAGAAACGGAAAGACUAGAGAAAGAAAAAGAAAGAGCGGAAAAACUCAAAAUGAUGGAGCAAAUUGAGGAAAAUAGGAUUGCAAACGCCCAAAUGAAAGAACAAGUUCAAUUCCUUUUGAAGAACAUAUCAAAAAAGUAGCUCUAACUAGCUAAGCAUGUGAUCUUUUGGUAAAGUUGGUCAAUUCGGACUUUUGUUAUGGUACCUACGUUUGGUAUUUCUUUUCGUACUUAUAUUUAGAUAUUUUGUCGUAUUUACUUUUUGAAUGUUUGUUUAGUUAGUGAAUUGAUACAAUUUUAUGACAUUUUGUUGGAUUUACAU
Helianthus annuus (common sunflower) is the source of this 1812-nucleotide messenger RNA. RefSeq lists its product as uncharacterized. Gene Ontology annotation, biological process: transposition. The record is from RefSeq and is a predicted model, not a curated record. NCBI's taxonomy places the organism in Eukaryota, Viridiplantae, Streptophyta, Magnoliopsida, Asterales, Asteraceae. Bases 1 to 1632 code for a protein of 543 amino acids. The transcript has 8 exons.